UCACUACCAUUGUUUAGCAAUGCCACGCCAACACAAUAAGUAAAAUGCACUACUUCCUUUUUUUUUUAUGCUCCAUAACCAGUUUUGGAAACCUAGCAUGAUUUGACUUCACCCCUUGUUCUGGGACCUCAUCUAUAAUCAAACAUGUUACUUGGGCUCAAUAUUUUGAGAAAUUUCUCCUUGAAUUGGUGAACGUGCUAACUAUGUGACAACUAUACAAACAACACUCCAAAGCAGGCUAACUUUCUUUUGAACACAGAUGAGCUUUUGAACUUGCCAUGUGUUGUGAAGUAGGAAGAUUUCUUUGUUCAACAUCUAUGCACUGGUUCUUCUCAACCAAUCAGACUUUGGGACUGGGUUUUAGGACUGGGAUGUGUGACUGAACAGAGUUGGCAUAAUAUUAUAGGAAGUUAUUGUUUAGGCUAAGGAUUAUGGAUAUAGUAGGACUAUAUUUAUUUGACAGGAAUGCUGUUCCAGACAAAAGAUACUGGGCUAGAAACAAAGUCACAGGUACCUGAAAGGAACCAAGUAAAGAAAAGUUUCAUGUUUAAUGUAUUACCAAAUCUGUUCAUAGCAAAAUCAGUUCAUGGUUAUGAAAGUGAAUCCAAAUAUUUCUUUAAAUGCUGUCAGGCCAGAGGACCUUUGAGCCAACAAGUGCAAUUUUGUGAUUCAUCAGAUUAAUGCAUCCAAUUAUGUUGUUAAAAGCACUUUAGAUUGUAUCAUCAAUAUCCUUUUAUUUUAUAGUUUCCGUUUGUUUCCAUGUAACUCUUUGUUUCUUAAGUUAAACAUGGACUAGAGUUUUACAUAAUAAAAUAAUAGAGUUCACCUCCAGCCCCAUUUUCCACAGCCAUAGGCACGUUUGCACAUGCCUAAAUGAGCAACAUAUGAUAUGCACAGGUUGAGGGCGGGAUUCGCUGCUGUGUGCAGCAUGAAGCAUAAACCCUGAAAGAUUUACAAGAUUCACACACUCAUCAAACCAGUUGAGCACAAUAGACAUGUUGUAAUCUCACAGGCGCCUUUCUAGAUCUCCUGAUAGCAUUGGCUGCUUCAUUCCUGAGCGUCGUGUAGAAAUGGAGGGGAUUGUAGAAGGCUGUCUGGGUUUUCUAUACGAUCUGCUGGUGGUAGUCUGUGUUGGGCUGCUGCUUCUGCGGGUUGCUGAGGGCCGGUCGGUGAGGCUAGUGCUGCUCGUGGUUUCAGGAGUGAUGCUGAGCUACUUGGUUCAUUCAAGUGUCCUUAAAGUGGGGCUUGUGAGUGUGCUGUGUAGUGUCAUCCACUAUGUAGGGAGAGAAGAGGUCAUGUUGACAACCCAAAACAAGGCGGUACUGAUCACAGGUUGUGAUUCAGGUUUUGGUCAUGAUCUGGCCAGGUUUUUGGACAGCGCGGGGAUGAGGGUGUUUGCAGGGGUUCUGGAUGAACUCAGUCCUGGAGCUCUGAAGCUGAAGAAAGAUGCGUCUCAAAACCUCACUGUCCUACAGUUAGACAUCACCAACAGCAGCCAGAUCACACAGGCACAUCAGUACAUCCAGAGUCAAACAGGCAAAACAGGACUCUGGGCACUUGUGAACAAUGCCGGAGUGCUGGGAUACGUGUGCGAUGGAGAAAUUCUGCCAAUUAAAAUGUAUAAAAAAUGCUUAGAUGUGAAUUUUAUUGGUAGUGUGGAGAUAACACAAGUCUUUCUGCCUCAAAUACGACAAUCAAAAGGACGACUCAUCAGUAUAUCCAGUAUGGCAGGAGAAGUUCCACUUCCUGGAUUCGCAGGAUAUGGGGCAUCUAAAGCAGCGCUGAUCUCAUUCAAUGGAGCGAUUAGACAGGAACUCUCACGCUGGGGAGUCAAAGUCAUCGUCAUUCAACCUGGAGCUUUCAAAACAAAUAUUUUGGGCAGCAGAGAGCAAUGGAAUAGCGCUCAGGAGGACAUCCUCAGCGGUUUGGCUCAGGAGGUGAAGGCGUCUUAUGGAGAAGAAUACAUCCGCUCAAUGCAGCAGCGGCUGGUCAACAUGUCUUCAGCAUCAAGCUCAGACACGGGGCCGUUUCUGGAGGCUUUAAAGCAUGCCAUACUGUCCCCGAGACCAAAGCCCUUCUACUACCCCGGGGCUUCGGCGUGGGCUCUUCCAUUACUCUACAGACACAGUCCCACCUCACUGUCUGACAAAAUCUUCUCACAAAUCUUUAUGAGCAGUGAUGCCCAGCCAGCAGAACUCUUGAAUUCUUGAGUUGUGACUCUCUUUACUGAUACUAAUGGACUUGCACACUUAACAUUUACACACCUACCUCAUUUGACUUUCUGAGGACAAUUCAGGUGAGCAAAUACCACAGCAUCAGCGGUCAUUUUACAGUCUAGCAUCAAGGUACAGUCACAUUUAUCAUUGUUCUGCAAAUUUUCACGGGCGAAAGAUUUUCCCUACGUAGAUUUCGCAAGAGGUUCAACCCACAUUGACCAACAGAAAGCUGCUAGGUUUGAAAAUGACUGCAUUGCUAUAUUAUUUACAAUAUUCUUGGCUGUGAAAUAAUCGCCAGAAUUUCACUAAUAUGGCUUAAUGGUUUUAAAGCCAUCAUUGAAAUCUCAGCCAUUUUUAAAGCAUUGGUCAUCACAUCCAGGUCAGGUUUUAUUUAAUUUUUUUUUAGGAUGGUACAUUUAAUUGUGAAAAAAAAAAAAAAAAAAAUUAUACAUAAGGUCUUGUUCAAACAAAUCCAUAAAACAUUUGACCUUUUCCAUGAAAUGUUGGUCUUUUAAAAAUGUCAUUAAACAU
This is a messenger RNA of Cyprinus carpio (common carp), 2747 nucleotides long. RefSeq names its product estradiol 17-beta-dehydrogenase 2-like. The record is from RefSeq and is a predicted model, not a curated record. Gene Ontology annotation, molecular function: oxidoreductase activity. NCBI's taxonomy places the organism in Eukaryota, Metazoa, Chordata, Actinopteri, Cypriniformes, Cyprinidae.